AGGCGCCGGGGGGGGACGAAGCACGACGCUGGCGGGAAAGGUCAGCGUAGUGGCGAUCGAGGGCGGUAGCGUAAAGGCACCGCGAGGAGGUAUGACCGUCCAAGCGGCAACGCAAACACCCACGUCGGCCCAAAAUAGCCGCGCGCUCCUCAGCGGAAAGGACACCGCGAGGAGGAACAAAGCCCUGAGGGAGGUCCUGCUGAGGGACCUCGGGGGGCGACGCGCCAGCGUGACCAGGGCGGCUGCGUGCCCGGGAAAGGGUGGAGAGGAUAAGCUGGAGGCGCUCAGCCAUAGGGAGAGUAGGGUCCUCCAGGUGGUGCUGGACGGCAUCGCUGAGGUCGAGGUCAUCGCUAUGAUCACCCGCUGGCGACAGCGGGGCACCAGCGUCCUGCACACCAUACUCGAUUGGGCUGAAGCGGCGCGAGAAGUGGCGGCCCUGCUGCGUGGAACGGCGGGGGCGACCGCGAAAAGGGGAACGACGCUGGGAAGUGCCGUGAGAGGAGGAGGCGGCGUAACCCGUGCGCUGAGGCUGGGAGGAGGAGGCGGGGUGAAGACGGGCUCGCAUCCGCUCAUGGUUCCUGGCCGCCUCCUGUACGGGGUGGUGGGUGGGAGCGGGGACCGUUCCUGCUCCGAUACCAAUGUAGCGGACCCACCAGUGGAAGAAAGCCAGAUAAACACCGACAUGCAAGAAGACACCGACACCUCACAGAAGAAAGAAGGAGAGAUGAACAAAAACUCCCAAAGAGCUUUCUCACCCCUGAUCGUUAAAAUGCUAGAGGCAACGGAGCUAAAAUCAGGGGUGUUCUGGAAACCAUGGAGAACAGUGGCCGAGGUCCCAUACAGCAUUCUGUCAGGUCUGGGCACAUCAGCAGAACUGAUGGCUACAACAGUCGCAGAGAUUGUCUCAAAGGGGCUGUUGGAGGGAGAUGAGGAUCUGCAAUCAAGAGCGUACUUUACGGACAGUGAGAGAUUCUACAAAAGUGAAGAAUCUGAUGGGGAAUCUUGGGACGGUGACGACGAGAAGGAAAGGCCUGACAUACUUUCCGACCUGGAGAAAAUUGACAGGGGAAAAGAAAGUUUGGAGCUUCUCGACAGCGCAGGAGAAGGGACUCCCUCCACCUCGAAGGACAGUGGACUAAAGACCUACCUAGAGGCAAUUGGGGAGGAUGGGAGCUCGGAGGGUUCACCCCCUCCUCACUAGAGGCCCUCUUCUCAUCAACCCCUAACCUGGUAGAGUGUCAGCCAUGGAACAGUACAGGUUCAAGGCGAAUGAGAUGGGACAGCGUACAAACUGGAAAGCCCAAGGUCUGGUAAUCAGAAGCUGGAACGUCAAUGGGUUGGGAAAUAUAAUAGAUAAAGAAGAUAAGAUGAACGGCAUCUUAACAGGGAUGACAAUGAUCAACAACAAACCAGCAGACAUCUU
Messenger RNA from Chara braunii, 1423 nucleotides. Lineage: Eukaryota; Viridiplantae; Streptophyta; Charophyceae; Charales; Characeae. The record is from the annotation of a GenBank genome assembly.